Pararge aegeria (speckled wood butterfly) is the source of this 2349-nucleotide messenger RNA. Its product is annotated as xenotropic and polytropic retrovirus receptor 1. Gene Ontology annotation, cellular component: plasma membrane; Golgi apparatus; cytoplasm. The record is from RefSeq and is a predicted model, not a curated record. Gene Ontology annotation, molecular function: inositol hexakisphosphate binding. Gene Ontology annotation, biological process: cellular response to phosphate starvation; phosphate ion transport. The transcript has 11 exons. Bases 270 to 2276 code for a protein of 668 amino acids. Lineage: Eukaryota; Metazoa; Arthropoda; Insecta; Lepidoptera; Nymphalidae.
UUUGCAAUUUUUUAUGCCCACUUUUUGUAGAUAAUUCUUGCCGUUUGUGAUAAAUUAUAUAAAUUUAUUAACAUUUUACUGUUUACAAAGUGAAACUAAACACAUUCCAGAAUAUAGUUGUUAUUAUUAGUGUUAAUAUACUGUUACAGUGCUGUUAUCAAGGUUUUGUAUUGUGUAAAUAAAAGCUGUCUCUAGGACUUAGCAUUAGUCAAGUGUUUCAUUACUCGUUACUUGUUCGUUGAUGGCUGAAGUGAAUUAACGUAUGGACAAUGAAAUUCGCGGAACAUCUUAGUGCGCACAUAACGCCCGAGUGGCGUAAGCAAUAUAUUAAUUAUGAGGAAAUGAAAGCAAUGCUCUACACUGCAGUAGAAGAGGCACCGGCAGCUGAAAAUGUUGAACCAGAAGUAUUAUCCAGACAUUUUGCCAAUUUUGAUGAAACAUUCUUCCAUUAUUGUGAUCAGGAGUUGAAGAAAAUUACUACAUUUUAUUCAGAAAAACUAGCUGAGGCCACACGUAAAUAUGCCACACUACAAAGCGAACUGAAAUCAAGGUUCGACACAAUAAAACCCAAGAGUGGCGGAGACAAAAAAUCCAUACCGCGUCGCAAGGUUCAAGAGUUGAAGUUGGCCUUCAGCGAAUUCUAUCUCAGUCUAAUAUUGCUGCAGAACUACCAGAACUUAAAUUAUACGGGUUUUAGGAAGAUAUUGAAAAAACAUGAUAAGUUAUUAAAUGUGAGCAACGGCGCGCAAUGGAGAGCGGAACACGUCGAAACUUCCCACUUCUACACAAACAAAGACAUAGACAGACUAAUAAGCGAUACAGAGGCAACGGUCACCAACGACCUGGAAGGUGGAGAUCGGCAGAAGGCCAUGAAGAAGUUGCGAGUACCGCCGCUUGGUGAACAGCAGAGUCCGUGGACAACUUUCAAAGUUGGACUGUUCUCUGGAUCGUUUAUUGUACUGUCCAUCACCGUUGUGCUUUCAGCUCUUUUCCACGAGAACGGCACAGAGAGCUUCAAAUCCGCCUUCAGAUUGUACCGCGGACCAUUCCUAUUAGUCGAAUUUAUAUUCCUAAUUGGCAUCAACGUUUACGGAUGGCGGUCUUCCGGCGUCAACCACGUCUUAAUCUUCGAGCUGGACCCAAGAAAGCACUUGUCAGAGCAACAUUUGAUGGAACUGGCCUCGAUUUUCGGCGUGGUCUGGGCGUUGAGUUUACUCAGCUUUAUAUACAGUGAGAGUUUGAGUAUACCGCCGCUGGUGAAUCCGCUGGCACUGGUUGUCAUCAUGCUGGUGUUCUUGAUGAACCCUCUGAGGGUGUUCAGGCAUGAAGCGAGGUUCUGGUUUCUGAGGAUUUGCGGUCGAAUACUAGCGGCACCUUUCAUGCCAGUGUUAUUCGCAGAUUUCUGGCUGGCGGACCAGUGGAACUCGUUCACGUACGCCUUCCUCGACUUUCACUUCCUCAUCGCGUUCUAUAUCGCCGGUGCGGACUGGUUCAAUAUCAAUAAUACAUUCGAGUCGACCAAAUGGUUUAUCUUUAGCCGCGCGGCGGUGAACAUAGUCCCGGCGUGGGGUCGGUUCUGGCAAUGCCUGCGGCGGUACCGCGACAGCAAGGAGGCCUUCCCGCAUCUCGUGAACGCGGGGAAGUACUCGACCACCUUCUUUGUGGUUCUCUUCUCCACUUUACGGACUUUGUACAGCGCGGAUUACGAAAGCAUAUACGACAAUCCGUUCUUGUACCCUUGGCUGGCGUGCCAGUUCAUAUCCUCAACGUACACCUACACUUGGGACGUGAAGAUGGACUGGGGCCUGCUGAGUGUGGGACCCAACGCUGAGAACAGUCUCCUAAGAGACGAGAUCGUGUAUAGCCCCGGGUUCUAUUACUUCGCGAUAAUCGAGGAUUUGGUGCUACGCUUCGUUUGGGCGCCAUCUUUCUUUUUAACCGAGAACAAGAUAGUCAGCGGCGACACUAUGGUCUCAAUACUUGCGCCGCUGGAAGUUUUCAGGCGGUUCAUUUGGAACUUUUUCCGCCUGGAGAACGAGCAUCUGAACAACUGCGGUAAAUUCCGCGCCGUGCGAGACAUCUCCGUGGCGCCACUGGACUCGUCCGACCAGGCUCUCAUCAUACGUAUGAUGGACCUUCCAGACGGAGUCGUCAAUAGAGUAACGAAGAAGAAGAAUAUGAAGAAGGCGAAGGAGAACGACCGGAAGCCCCUCCUCAAGAAGGAGUCCAUCCAGGAAUUGCAGCGAGAGCUGGAGCUGUCCUCUAAAAUGCUGUGACUGUGAUAAACUAGCGAGUUAGCCAUAAGCGUUGUCAAACUAUUAUUGCGAUUAUAUUUAUAAAUAUAUUAUA